Molecule: messenger RNA, 921 nt
Organism: Dioscorea cayenensis subsp. rotundata (Guinea yam)
Lineage: Eukaryota; Viridiplantae; Streptophyta; Magnoliopsida; Dioscoreales; Dioscoreaceae
Exons: 5
Coding region: 1-921 (306 amino acids)
Source: RefSeq, a predicted model, not a curated record
AUGAGAGGGGGUCGUAGAGGAGGUUUUACUUGUAGAGGCUUACUCGAUCAGUUUAGACGUAUCAGUUCACCUGAAGAUCAAGAGACUCCCUCUACACAUGAUGCUCGUCAUGAUGAUUUACCUUCCAUGGCACAGCGGACUCCAGCACAUGUUACUUCUACACCUGCAUUACCCCGUCCAUUAUGUACACCUACUGGUUAUUCAUUUGGUGGGUCAUCAUCAUCUUCUGUUUCUACUCCUUGUGCUGGUGGCGCUGCUACUCAUGAUGGCAGUUUUCUUAUUGCACCUGCUAGUGGUAAUUCGACAUCAUCAAUGGAUGGCGUGGCCCAUGCUACAAAUUUAGGAAGAAGGCACAUACAAGUAGUUAAUGGAGUUUUGCAUCCUUCUGAUGUUUGUGCUCGACGGAUCACAUCUAUCUUUAAGGAAAGAAUGGACGAGAAUGGACACUGUUGGAAGAAUGUUUCUAAAGAGACAAAAGACUUCUACUGGAAUGAAUUUCAGAAACACUUCAUUUGGGAUGAGUCAAUUUCAUCUAUUAUCAAGCUGGCAUGGCAGCGCAAAGCUGCAGAACGUUAUAGAUCAUUGAUGUGUGUCUUCAGAAAAGGUAAAGGAAAAACAUUGUAUGUGUCUGAUACUGCGUGGCAAAAAUGGAAUGAAGCAUGGAAUUCCUCUGAUUUUAAAGCUAAAAGCUUGAAAUUUUCUGCAAAUCGGCUUACUGAGGCUGAAGGACCUGGAUCUGGUAUAUCCCGGCACUCAGGAGGAUCUAUUUCUCACAUAUGUCAUGCAGAGAAAUUGCGAUCGAAGCUUGGUCGUGACCCUCUUCCAUAUGAGCUUUUUGAAGCGACACAUACAAAGAAGGGUACCUCUGAGCUUAUUGAUACAAGAGCUCAGGCCAUUAAGUUUAUGCUCCAAAAACCCUAA